ACAUGAUGCCACUGGUUGGUUCAUUCUCGAGUUCAAAAGCUCACGCACCUGGAAAAUGACAAUCAUUUAUCCAACGCGAAGCGUUCUUCAACAGGAGAAUUAUCCAGUUCAUGAAGAAACGAGUCGCACUUAUGGAAAAAGUACUAACGCAGAAUAUCAUCUGGAUGACCAAGAUAUUACGGCCAAUCACAGCAACGGUGGCAUCGAGCCUGGCGAGGGACCAAAAACCUCCUACCAAAAGCCGCAACCUGCAUUUGUUCCUUAUCCAACACCUUUGACUCCGGAAGAAGUCCUGGGAACAGCACUGGAUAACGAUCCUAAGCGGCUGAAAGCUCCAGCCUAUUACAACGAGUUGUGCUCGAUGAUCAGUGAGAACAGGAUCGACGCCUUCCAGACUUAUGCGGGGAACAAAUCCACCAGCAUCCGCCUGCGCAGGUGCAUUUGGCAGAUCGAUGUGCUCUGCUCGGAAAUGUGAUGAGGAUUGGGAGUGAAAGGCGAAGAGGCUAUGAUGGAUGGAGCUACGACAGGGACGACGUCUCGGACAAUGAGGGGAUUCACGUUGUCAUCAACGACUAGAAUCAAGGUUCUCAAGGCUGGAACCACGACUAGAAUCAAGG
Messenger RNA from Selaginella moellendorffii, 617 nucleotides. RefSeq lists its product as uncharacterized. Bases 56 to 475 code for a protein of 139 amino acids. Lineage: Eukaryota; Viridiplantae; Streptophyta; Lycopodiopsida; Selaginellales; Selaginellaceae. The transcript has 5 exons. The record is from RefSeq and is a predicted model, not a curated record.